AAUUCUGAUUAAUCAAAUACUUAGAAUUUGGGUACUUUCAAGUUUCGAAUUGAUUAUGGAUAAACGAAUACAAUAACCAUUAGUUUAUGAUAUAUGUUUGGAAACUAAUUUUGAUAGGAAACCAAAUUAUAUUAGAAAGAAUGAUUGAUCUAGAUAAUAGAAGUGUAAAACUUGUUUUAAAAUAUUAGGCCAUGACUGAUGAAAUUCUAAAGUUCUGGUUAAUUGAGGUUAAUACUAAUCCUUCUAUUGAGGUGUGGUUGAAUCUACUGAAAAUGUUGGCCCCAAGAAUUUUUGACUAUGGUUUCGGACAUACUAUACUAAGAAAUGCUAUAAAUAGUUUUCACUUCAGUAGUAUAUUUUAGGAUGGAAAAACAAAAGUUAAAGUUAAUAGUUAUGAGGUUGAAUAUUAUAUGUGAGAUCUAUUGGGAAUGCCAGGAUGAAUAAAUUAAAUAAAAU
Paramecium octaurelia is the source of this 456-nucleotide messenger RNA. Lineage: Eukaryota; Ciliophora; Oligohymenophorea; Peniculida; Parameciidae. The record is from the annotation of a GenBank genome assembly.